AAGAGACCAGUAGGCGCCGGGUCGCGGUUCGCGCGCAUCGUGUCCCCCUCCUCAAAUAUCGACAGUGACACUAACGCAGUGAUAAGUGAACGUAAAACGUAAACAUACAGCCAACCAAAAUAUGGCCAGACUAGACCGCCAUUAAAACAAAAGAAAAAGAAGAUAGUGCUGUGUGCGCAUUUAUGAAAUACUACGGGAUUUUCUUUCGAGAUUCUCUCAACAUGUACUGCAGAGAAUGAUGGUGUCGCAGCAGAGAUACUGGAACAAUCGUAAAUACAAAUUCAAAGAGGCCAAUGACCGACAGCUGAUCGGAUUAAACAGAUUAUAUAAAUGCUGGACUGCCAGCUCUAAUGUAUGAAAACAGUGUAUUAUAUACAUAUAAGAUAGCUAGAAUGAUUAACAAAAUAAUAAUCAAACUAAGACGCCGGCGGAUAUUAACAUGCGUCGUCUUGGUGAUUCUCUGUGGCUACAUAGUGUUACAGACACUGUCCCCAGACCUUUACUUUAUUCACUGGGAUCCUUUAGAAGAUAUAUCGUGCCAUUACAUAGACCUAGACAAUAGUUUACCACGAGCCGAGAGCGAGGAGUUUCAACCGCCAUCCCGUUCAAUAUUCUUUCACGAAACGUCUUGUAAAGGAGACUUGGAUUCACGGCAAGCAUGUGCCGUAGAAUCCGCGGCCCGCGCUCACCCUGGAUGGCAGAUAAACGUUCUAUUCGCUGCUCCUGUGCAUAAAAACACUUUGAAAAACGGAAGUCUAUCAGUAUUAAGUAACUUUACAAAUAUUAGAUUAUCUAGAGUGCAUAUAACAAAUUACGCUAAAAGAACUCCUUUGGAGAGUAUGGUUUCGGGUGGUGCUUUGAACCGGACACGGUGGCGUAUAUCGCAUACAUCGGACGUGCUUCGGUAUCUGUCUUUGUACAAGUUUGGGGGGGUGUAUUUGGACUUGGAUGUGGUGGUGGCGAAGGCGCUGGACCCGCUGGUGAGGAACUGGGCGGCGAGGGAGACGGACACGGCGGUGGCUGCUGGGGCCCUGGCGUUCUCGAGGGACGAGCUUGGGAGGAGCGUUGCUGAGGCGGCCAUCAGGGAUAUGAAGAACAACUACAGAGGCGACGUGUGGGGCUACAACGGGCCUGGCGUGAUCACGCGCAUCCUCAAGCAGCAGUGCUCGACCAGCAACCUCAGCCAAAUGUCCGCCGCUACUUGCAACGGUUUCGAGGUGUACGGUCCCCAGUUCUUCUACCCGGUGGAAUACUGGAAAGGCUGGGAAUACUUCGAGCCGGGCGAAAUUAAAUUAGAAGACACCGCUUACAUUUUCCACGUGUGGAACAAACUGACAGGUCACCUCGCAGUACAUAAGGACUCUCCUUAUGCUAAAUUGGCAAGGAAAUACUGUCCCAGCAUUUAUAAUUUAUAUGGCAAAGACUUUAUACUACCUGUUCAGAAGUAACCGUGAAUCUAAGGUGUUAGAGUUAGACCAAGGUAACUUGACAGUGAUUUUGCUAGCACAGACUGUGCAAGUGUUAUUUUAAAAGCGAUAAUUUCAUAGAAGUAUGACGUUUAUGAUACCACUUCGACUGACUCUCUAUCUCUAUACUCGGCAUACUCGUCUCUUUACAGGAUUAAAAGCUUACAAAAGA
Cydia fagiglandana is the source of this 1638-nucleotide messenger RNA. RefSeq names its product lactosylceramide 4-alpha-galactosyltransferase-like. The coding region runs from base 351 to 1448 and encodes 365 amino acids. Gene Ontology annotation, molecular function: alpha-1,4-N-acetylgalactosaminyltransferase activity. Gene Ontology annotation, biological process: glycosphingolipid biosynthetic process. The transcript has 3 exons. Lineage: Eukaryota; Metazoa; Arthropoda; Insecta; Lepidoptera; Tortricidae. The record is from RefSeq and is a predicted model, not a curated record.